Molecule: messenger RNA, 686 nt
Organism: Rubroshorea leprosula
Lineage: Eukaryota; Viridiplantae; Streptophyta; Magnoliopsida; Malvales; Dipterocarpaceae
Source: the annotation of a GenBank genome assembly
CAUCUAGGUAAAAAUGGAUUCCUUUCAAGAUCUAAGAGAGUUUCGGGGUAACUAGGGGAAGGAAGAAGAAGAGGGUGUUAUAUCGGUGGAACCGAUUACGAUGAUAGUGUCACUGGAACUACGGGAUUUGCCCAAACCCAUCACACUGGAGAGUAGCGCUGGUUCGAGCACAGAUGGUGAUUCCAACGACCACUGUUCUUUAGCCUCUAAAGAUUCGUCUUCAGAGAGGACAUCUAGUGAUGUGGGGGACAUUGGAGAAGGUACUAUCAGUUCGCCAACGACAAGUACGGAGGCGGAUGUGGUUGUGUUCGAAGAAUGGGAGAAUAAGGUUAUCAAUAGGAGAUUGGACAAUCUCUGUAAAGCACCAAAAACUCUUCUGGCUGGCUUUAGGUUUAGGGUGGCACUGCAUCAUGAUGUGGCAAAUGGUUUGGCCACAGUUAAAGGGUAUAAAAAGUUAGAGGAAAUGGUGAGACAAUACCAGAUUCUAAAGACAAUUUUAAUCUGAGCUGGUACCCAAAAUGAGAAGGCGUGUACAGUGUCAAGAACGGGUUGGAUACUAGUGUACGUAGAUCACUUUGAUGCCAGCUUGCGCUUGCCCCUAGCAGGGCUAAUUUUUGACUUGUUGGCAGAGUACGAGUUGGUAUUGACACAACUGAUGCCAAACAACAUAAAAUUUAUUGUGGGAU